Molecule: messenger RNA, 1438 nt
Organism: Striga asiatica
Lineage: Eukaryota; Viridiplantae; Streptophyta; Magnoliopsida; Lamiales; Orobanchaceae
Source: the annotation of a GenBank genome assembly
UUGAAUGAAACAAAAAACCUACACACACAGAGAACAACAAUGGUGGGCGCGAGAGGAAGACCAAGGAAGAACACAGAAACACAGGAAAACGAAAGAGGAAAUGUGACCAAAUCAGAGUACGAAGAGUCUCGAGCUCAGAGAAUCAAGGAAAACGCCGAGAGGAUGAAAACCCUCGGCCUUUUCGACCUCUCGAAGAACCUCAAACCUCGUUCCUCCCCCUCCAAACUACCUCGCAAAGCGAAGCCUGCGCACGCGCCUUCGAACGACCCCCCGAGGCGCUCCUCCAGGUCCGUCAAUCGGAAUCUACACUGCUGUUUAGCCCUAAUGAUUUUGCCUUUCUCCCAUUUUCUGCUGAAGGACUUGCCUCCGGUGAGCUACGUUGAAAAGAAGACCCCUUCAAAGAAGACCAUGGUUGAGAACGUUGAAAUACAUAUAGAGGAAGGUGAAAACCCCGAGAUCUACACAGAAGAACACAAGAAGCUGCUGGGCGACUCGGAGCAUGUCUGGGAGCUGUAUGUUGAUGGGUAUGACGAGGACGGGCAGCGCAUUUAUGAUCCUGUCAAUGGCAAGAGCUGUCACCAGUGCAGGCAAAAAACAUUGGGGUUUCAUACUAAAUGCAGCAAAUGCGAGGCGGUCUCAGGGCAGUUUUGUGGAGAUUGCUUAUACAUGAGAUAUGGCGAGAAUGUGAAAGAAGUAAAUCAGAAUUCAGAAUGGGUCUGCCCCACAUGUCGGGGAAUAUGCAACUGCAGCCGCUGCAGAAGAGAGAAAGGAUGGAUGCCUACUGGAGCAAUCUAUAACAAGGUUUCAAAGCUUGGUUUCAAAUCCGUGGCGCAUUACCUCAUUCAGACUCGCAACGAGCAUGCGGUUCAAGAGGAAGCUACCGACAAUUUAGUCUCUGCUGCCAAAUCACUUCCAGUUGGCACUGGAAAAGACAAAUCUGGGCUUUCACUGGGUGGCGGGAAAAAUGAAGGAGAGAAAGUGGUCGUGGAACUUGAUAGCGAUGAAGACUACAGAGGAGACAAUUAUGAAGAUGAUGAUGGUGAUGAUGGUAGCAUUAGUGAAAAUGAUACCCUGUCAGUAAACUAAAGAAGACACUUGGGUUUUCUGAGCUCUAUUCACUAACUUAAUUUCAGACAUUAUUACAUUAAACCUAGACUCAAUGGUUUUUGAGGCCUUUCCUUAAGCUUUUGUUGUGAAAGUUGGCCUGUAGUUUUUGACUAGGAUGAAGUGUGCACAUGCAGUUGGGUACGGGUUGUUUUGAAUCUGCAUGUGGAUCGAUAUCGGUUCUAGCUAUAUUGUUGGUUUGGAAUGACCUUUUGUAAAGAACUUUGUUAACAUGACAGACCUAAAGCAAGGGAACUUGUUGGUUAUGAUGAAUGUAGGUGGCAUCUUGAACUAUAGUGAAAGAAUCACACUCUUUAUCAUGUCCAAGUUUCUU